Molecule: messenger RNA, 873 nt
Organism: Rhipicephalus sanguineus (brown dog tick)
Lineage: Eukaryota; Metazoa; Arthropoda; Arachnida; Ixodida; Ixodidae
Product: arylamine N-acetyltransferase
Exons: 1
Coding region: 1-873 (290 amino acids)
Molecular function (GO): acetyltransferase activity
Source: RefSeq, a predicted model, not a curated record
AUGGAUCCCUUGACCGCGCAGCAAACAGAUGCGUACUUGGCGCGCCUCGGCGUGCCCAAGAAAGAGCCUUUCCCCGUUGACCUGGAUUCGCUCAGGACACUCAUUGAGGCGCACCUGCAACACGUUACCUUCGAGAACAUCGAUGUUUUGCUGGGCCGACCUAUUGCGCUGGAUGUCAACUCGCUAUUCGCCAAGUUAGUGGAGCGUGGACGCGGUGGCUACUGCUUCGAGCUCAACUCCUUGUUCGCACGUCUUCUGCAAGCGCUGGGCUACCGGCUGCGUCUGCGUAUGGCACGCGUUCGCUGGGGACGCCCUCAAGAAGCACCCAUAACGCUUCAGCAGCACGUGGUGCUUAUAGUGGACAUACCCGAGGGCGAGCACCUUGUCGACGUCGGCUUCGGUUCGGCCAACCCGUACAUUCCACUGCCCCUCAACGAAACAAAAGAGAGCCCGGACCACCCUUACUGGCUGCGACAGCUUGGUGCUGAAUCCGACUGUGAACCUGGUACGCUUGAGCUUUGUAUCCGAGGCCGCGAUGAGUGGAUACCGAUGUACCGCAUCGAACCGCGCGAUCAGCGCUGGCUGGACUGUGCUCCUCUCAACUGGUACACUUGCACAAACCCCGAUUCUGUGAUGUGCCGUGCUCUCAUGAUGGCGCGCAGUGAUGGAGAAGCGUGGCUCGGCUUGGUCAACGGUCGGUACAGGCGGCGCCUGCGUGUGUGUGGUGGCCACGCCAUGGACAAGAGGGAUAUCAAGAACGUGGACGAGUUGCUUUCCCUGUUACAAACUGAGUUCUGUAUUCACCUCAGUCCCGAGGAUUUGGGGCCGCUGCGUAGUCGCUUGACAACGGUUCUCGAGGAAACUCGCUAUUGA